Linum trigynum is the source of this 1305-nucleotide messenger RNA. Lineage: Eukaryota; Viridiplantae; Streptophyta; Magnoliopsida; Malpighiales; Linaceae. The record is from the annotation of a GenBank genome assembly.
AUGGGGGUCUCUGGAAAAUGGCUUAAAGCAUUGGUUGGAAUGAAGAAGUCAGAUAAGCCACAGUCCUCAGAGGAAGUGGAAAGUAGAACACCUUCUAGCAAGUCUCGCCAUAGAAGAAAGAAUUCAGUGGAGAUUGGUGCGGACAUAUUUCAACGGGAGCUAAAUCACAAUGUUGCAGCAGUGAUUGGUGACUCUGUUCCAGAAGCUUCAGGAUCUCCUGCUACCUCAAGUCAGCUACAGGAUGUGAACCAUAAUCAACAGAGAUUACAUGACGAAUGGGCUGCCACUCGUAUUCAAACAGCUUUCCGAGGAUUUCUGGCUAGAAGAGCACUGCGUGCUUUAAAAGGGCUAGUGAGACUACAAGCCCUUGUUAGAGGCCAUGCUGUAAGAAAGCAAGCUGCCAUAACUCUUCGCUGCAUGCAAGCUUUGGUAAGGGUUCAGGCUCGAGUAAGGGCAAGGCGUGUUCGUUUGGCAUUAGAGAAUCAAACAUCUCAACAAAAACUUCAGCAACAAAUCGCAGAUGAGGCUCGAGUUCGAGAAAUAGAAGAAGGGUGGUGUGACAGUAUAGGUUCUGUUGAACAAAUUCAAGCAAAGUUACUGAAGAGACAAGAGGCUGCAGCUAAGCGUGAGAGAGCUAUUGCAUAUGCUAUUUCUCACCAGUGGCAGGCGGGUUCCAGACAGCAGGCUAUCCCCUCCGGGUUUGUUCCAGACAAGAGCAGUUGGGGUUGGAACUGGCUGGAGAGAUGGAUGGCUGUCCGUCCAUGGGAGAACAGGUUUCUCGACAUUAAUCUCAAGGACGGAGUGAUGAUCCACGAGAACGAAGAAAAUGGAUCCAAACCUCAGCAGAAACCUACAGGCAAGAAGCCAGCUGCACAGGCAAACAUUUCAACUCAGAAAACUGGUCCUUCUCAUUCCAAUGGCAGCAGCUCUCCACCUACAAGCAAACCAGCAGGCUCACUCGAGGCCCCAUCCAACUCACAUUUCACUAAGCCGAAGCCUAAGCCAAAGCAAGUUGCCGGGCUAAUAACCGAAGAAGCCAGCUCUCGGCCCGGUGGCAUCGCCCAGAGAUCUCACAGCAACCCGAAAGAUAGAGCCGCUCAACCUGAUAAACCCAUGAAGAAGAGGCUGUCUCUUCCUAAUAAAGGGGGAGAAUCUGGAAAUGCCGAGGCAGCCAGGCAAGGCAGGCUGGCGAAAGGCUCAUCGCCUGCAACGUCUAGGAAGCCAAUAAUAAAGAUGAGCGCGAAAGCGGGCUCGAACACCGCCAAGGCAACCGUCGCUGUUGCACCAUCAGCAGUUGAAGUUUAG